AUGCCCGGCAAAAUAAUUGAUAGAUACGACCAUGUUCCAGUAACCAAAGAGGACUUGGAUUGGGCGGAUCUAGUCACUCUCGACUUGAGCCAGUUCGAGCAGCCAGGUGGUAAAGAGUCGCUCGUCAAACAGCUGGAUCAUGCUGUGCGGAAUGUUGGCUUCUUCUACGUGAAGAACUUUAACAUCAGUCAAGAGGAAGUGGAUCGCCAGUUUGCCCUCGGUCGCGAAUUUUAUGCCCUUCCGUUGGAGGAGAAACUCAAAUAUCAUAAUGCCGAUGACCUCGCUAAGGGGGAGUACAACGGCUACAGGCCUGCUGGGCACCGCAUAAUGGGGAAUGGCGUGAAAGAUAAUGUUCAGGUGUAUAACAUCCCCAAGUUCGACGGCUAUCACAACCGCCAACAGCCUCAGGUUGUGGCUGAUAAUAUACAGGAAGUCGAAACAUUCAGUCGGAAAUGCCAUACCGAAGUAGUAGAGAAGCUGCUUCGGCUUUUCGCUAUUCUUCUCGAGUUACCCGACGAGGACCAAUUAGUUCGAGACCACCAGUAUGACGUUAAGGGCGAGGAUCAUCUGCGCUACAUGCACUACAGUGCUCGCAGCGUAGAAGAGAACAAGAAAGUCAGCGGCCUAUACAGCGCCGGCCACACUGACUUAGGAUCAAUCACGUUACUCUUCCGUCAACCCGUUGCGGCUCUCCAAAUUCUGAAUUCUCAAGGGGAAUGGAAAUGGGUUCGCCCGCAAGACGGAACCAUCACCAUCAAUACCUGUGAUGCACUCACAGCGUUGACGGGAGGUUUGAUCAAGUCCAGUAUCCACCGCGUCCAUGCACCACCAGCGGAUCAAGCCCAUGUGGAUCGUCUAGGUGUCCUGUACUUUGCUCGACCCAACAACCACGUCAUCCUCGACCCUAUUAGCAAUAGUCCUCUUCUCAAUCGUCUUGGACUCCACGAUAAUGAAUUGACUAGGCUCGGCCAGCAUCUUACUAUGGAAGAGUGGGUCAAGGUCCGACAGACGCAGCAGCAGCGUCGGGUCAAAGACGUCAAGAUCUCGGAGGAUGGCAAGUUCACACAUGGAGAGAAGGACCUCGAGAUUCUCCCCGGGCUUAAUGCUAAGGUCUAUAGCUAA
Molecule: messenger RNA, 1122 nt
Organism: Penicillium chermesinum
Lineage: Eukaryota; Fungi; Ascomycota; Eurotiomycetes; Eurotiales; Aspergillaceae
Product: naringenin-2-oxoglutarate 3-dioxygenase
Exons: 6
Coding region: 1-1122 (373 amino acids)
Molecular function (GO): dioxygenase activity
Source: RefSeq, a predicted model, not a curated record